GGAAAAUUCGAGGCCUAUAAAACCCGCCCAUUCAAACCUCCUUUACCCCAACAUCUACUUCUUUUCUUUUCCCACACAACCAGACCAAGAACAGGCUCUUCUGCUUCCACGAUUCCAACGACAAGGUUCGCUAAUGACUCUUCCAGAUCAGGCAACGGUGAAUUGCCCUAGCUUUAAGCUUGUCCUCGUCGGCGAUGGUGGAACAGUUCGGUGCAGGGAAGACUACGUUUGUUAAGCGGCAUGUCACUGGAGAGUUUGAAAAGAAAUACGAACCGACGAUUGGUGUUGAAGUUCAUCCUCUGGACUUCUACAGCAACUACGGACAGAUCAGAUUCUAUUGCUGGGACACUGCUGGUCAAGAGAGGUUUGGUGGACUAAGAGAUGGUUACUAUAUUCAUGGACAAUGUGCCAUCAUAAUGUUCGAUGUUACUGCUCGUUUGACAUACAAAAAUGUACCAACAUGGCACCGUGAUAUUUGCAGGGUGUGUGAGAACAUUCCUAUGGUUUUGUGUGGCAACAAGGUCGAUGUGAAAAACAGACAGGUGAAAGCAAAGCAGGUUACCUUUCACAGGAAGAAAGGUCUCCAGUACUAUGAAAUUUCAGCCAAGAGCAAUUACAACUUUGAGAAGCCAUUUUUGUAUCUUGCUCGAAAGCUUGCAGGAAGUGCCGAGCUGCAUUUUGUUAAAUCACCUGCUCUGAUUCCUCCAGAAGUGCAAAUUGACAUCGCUACACAAGCGAAGCACGAAGCGGAAUUGGCAGAGGCAGCCGCACAACCACUUCCAGAUGAAGAUGAUGAUGUAUUUGCUUAGUCUGAGUCUGUCAUCAAGAUGUUUAAUUUGUUUUUCUUUCUUAUAGAUUGGUGUCAGUGUUAUUGGUUAUUUGGAAAUAUUGUCACAGAGGAUUAUCUACCUACUUUCUGCGGUUAUAGGGCUCUACUUUUUUUCUCUACUGUUAGAAUGAAAUUUGGUUAUUUAAGUGCAUAGGUUAUUCAUUUGUGUAGUAGGUAUAUGCUUGGAUCCCAUUUUCUAUGUUAUCCAACUUGGUAUAAUGGAAAUGCAUGGCUCCCUGAUCUUUUUUCG
This is a messenger RNA of Ziziphus jujuba (common jujube), 1079 nucleotides long. Its product is annotated as GTP-binding nuclear protein Ran1A-like. The transcript has 8 exons. Gene Ontology annotation, molecular function: GTPase activity; GTP binding. The record is from RefSeq and is a predicted model, not a curated record. Gene Ontology annotation, biological process: protein import into nucleus; ribosomal subunit export from nucleus. The coding region runs from base 195 to 809 and encodes 204 amino acids. Lineage: Eukaryota; Viridiplantae; Streptophyta; Magnoliopsida; Rosales; Rhamnaceae. Gene Ontology annotation, cellular component: cytoplasm; nucleus.